Messenger RNA from Alnus glutinosa, 3430 nucleotides. Its product is annotated as respiratory burst oxidase homolog protein C-like. Gene Ontology annotation, cellular component: plasma membrane. Gene Ontology annotation, molecular function: peroxidase activity; calcium ion binding; NAD(P)H oxidase H2O2-forming activity. The record is from RefSeq and is a predicted model, not a curated record. Lineage: Eukaryota; Viridiplantae; Streptophyta; Magnoliopsida; Fagales; Betulaceae. The coding region runs from base 389 to 3154 and encodes 921 amino acids. The transcript is spliced from 12 exons.
AAAGGAAUCUUACUCAUGGAGGAAACACCAAUUAGGAACACUAGAACACUAGUAAAAAGAGAGAAACAUGAUCUUGAAGGUUUAGAACUGUCCGCGUUCCUUUAGAGAAUUGAGAUUUUUAUGGAACUCAAUAGUUCUUGUAGUCUCCCACCAAACCUUCGAAAACUAGCAGUACACAGUUGGAUAUUUCAGAUUGGCUUCCAAUGUUACAAAUCAUAUGUAUGAGGCUGCUUUGACAGUAGUUGACUAAUUAAACUCUGUCCCUCGUGUUCUUGGGACGUUAUCUUGUCUGACUGUUUCCCGAAUUCCUCUGUCUAUAUUGUUAGUAUUGUAAGUCAUUAAACGCUUAAGCUUUUCCUUAGGAGAACUUCUACAAGUUUCCAUCAUAAUGCAGAAUAUGGAAACAGAGGGGGUGCGGAUAUCUUAUCCAGGUGAUCAAUAUCAUCAUCACUCAGAUUCAGAGAUCACUGAGAGUGAAAGCAAUGUUUACAGUGGUCCACUGAGUGGACCUCUGAACAAAAGAGCAGGAAUGAAAAGCAACUCCAGUGCUUCUUGCAAUAUUUGUGACGAUUCUGUUGCUGCUCAAAGUGUUAAGACGUCUGCUGUUGCCUCUGAUCUUGAAAAAGAUCCCCAGUUGACUUCACCUGCCAGAGGCCUCGAGAAGAGAACCUCGUUUGGUUCCUCAGUCGUAAGAAGCGCUUCUGCACGCAUCACGCAGGUCUCUCAGGAACUGAAGCGUCUCACCUCUUUCUUGAAACGGGCCCCUCCAGCUCGCUUUGAUCGGACUAAGUCCGCAGCAACUCAGGCUUUGAAGGGCCUCAAGUUUAUCAGCAAGACAGAUGACGACGCUGGGUGGCCUGCUGUUGAGAAGCAAUUCAACAAGCUCACAGCUUCCACCAAUGGCUCUCUCCCUCGUUCGCUCUUUGGCAAAUGCAUAGGAAUGAAUGAAGAAUCGACGGAUUUUGCGGGCAACCUUUUUGAUGCACUGGCUCGGGAGCGGGGUAUGAAGGGUGACUCCAUCAACAAGGCCCAGCUGAAAGAGUUCUGGGACCAGAUUUCUGAACAGAGCUUCGACUCCAGGCUUCGAACCUUCUUCGACAUGGUCGAUAAAGAUGCUGAUGGUAGAAUCACUGAAGUGGAAAUCAGAGAGAUUAUCUGCCUAAGUGCUUCUGCCAACAAACUCUUAAAUAUCCAGAAACAAGCGCAGGAAUAUGCAGCCCUGAUCAUGGAAGAGUUCGAUCCAGAUCAUCUUGGAUACAUCAUGAUAGACGACCUGGAAAUGCUUCUGCUGCCAACACCAAACCAGUCUUUAAGAGGUGGAGAUAGCCAGAACUUGAGCAAAAAGUUGAGCAAGAAGCUCAAGUAUACGAAGGAGAAGAACCGAUUAAGGAGAUGGAGUCAAAGCACAAAGUAUUUCUUACAGGACAACUGGCAGAGAGUUUGCAUAAUCGCACUGUGGAUUGGGGUUAUGUGUGGCCUCUUUGCAUACAAGUUUGUGCAGUAUCGAAACAAAGCUGCAUACGAGGUAAUGGACCAUUGUGUAUGCAUGGCCAAAGGUGCAGCCGAGACACUAAAGUUGAACAUGGCCCUUAUUUUACUUCCAGUUUGCAGAAACACCAUCACCUAUCUCAGGAAUAAGACAACACUAGGUGUUGUCAUCCCUUUUGAUGACAACCUCAAUUUCCACCAGAUGAUAGCAGGGGGAAUCGCAAUUGGAACUGGAAUACAUGCAAUUUAUCAUUUAGCUUGUGAUUUCCCUCGCCUUAUUUAUGCAAGGAGUGACAAGUACAAGUUGAUGGAACCUUUCUUUGGGGAUCAACCAUCAAGCUACUGGCGUUUUGUAAAGUCAACAGAAGGAGUGACUGGGAUCGUAAUGGUAGUGUUGAUGGCAAUAGCCUUCACGCUAGCUUCCCCUUGGUUCAGGAGAAGUGAGCUCAAACGUCUACCCAAACCCCUCAAGAGUCUCACUGGCUUCAAUGCUUUUUGGUAUUCCCACCACCUCUUCAUCAUUGUCUACAUUUUGCUGAUUCUACAUGGUAUUUACCUCUACCUGAUUAAGGAAUGGUACAAGAAAACGACCUGGAUGUAUUUGGCUGUUCCACUAGCCCUUUAUGUCUGUGAAAGAUUGAUUAGGGCACUCAGAUCCAGCAUCGAGCCUGUUACAAUACUAAAGGUCGCUGUUUAUCGUGAAAAUGUCUUGUCACUUCACAUGUCCAAGCCCGAGGGCUUCAGUUACAAAAGCGGGCAAUACAUGUUUGUCAAUUGUGCUGCUCUGUCGCCAUUCGAAUGGCACCCAUUUUCCCUCACCUCUGCCCCUGGGGAAGACUACCUAAGUGUUCAUAUUCGAAGUCGUGGUGAUUGGACGCAACAACUCAUCACAAGGUUCUCAAAGGUGUGCAAGCCACCUCCUAGUGGGGAAAGUGGACUCCUCAGAGCUGACUUCUUGCAAGGUGAUAGCAAUUCAAAUUUUCCAAAAGUUCUGAUCGAUGGUCCAUAUGGAGCACCAGCACAAGAAUACAAAAACUAUGAGGUGGUGUUAUUAGUCGGGCUGGGAAUUGGGGCAACCCCAAUGAUCAGUAUUAUGAAGGACAUAGUAAACAACAUCAAGGCCGUAAAGGAGGAGGAGGAGGAUGCUUUAGAGAAUGGAAUGAAUGGGAGAAGCGGUCAGACAUUAAAAGCAACAACAGCAGAAGCAGUACCAAAAAGAAAAGCAGCAGGGUCAACGAUCAACAACUUCCAGACAAGGAAGACAUACUUUUACUGGGUGACACGGGAGCAGGGGUCCUUCGACUGGUUUAGAGGGGAGAUGAAUGAGGUCGCUGAACUGGACAGCAGGGGAGUGAUUGAUCUCAAUACUUACUGCACCAGCGUCUACGAAGAGGGUGAUGCCCGUUCUGCUCUCAUUGCCAUGCUUCAGUCCCUCAAUCAUGCGAAGAAUGGCAUUGACAUCGUCUCCGGUACACGUGUCAAGUCUCACUUUGCCAAACCCAACUGGCACUGUGUCUACGAGCGCAUUGCCUCUAAUCACACCCAUGCCCGAGUAGGGGUCUUUUACUGUGGAUCAGCAGCGCUUGCGAAAGAGUUACGCCAGCUCGGAAAGGACUUCUCUCACAAGACUUCCACCAAAUUUGAUUUCCAUAAAGAAAAUUUCUGACCACAAUGGAAGGAUUUGGCUUAGGGCUUAGGCCGCGCGUGCUGUAAUUUAAUUUUUUUUUUUAAAAAAAAAAAAAAAGAAAAAAGAAACCUACCGCACAUAAGCCAAAUCUACUACAGAAAUGGAUAAGAGAAGCACUAGAUGACGACGAAGCCCUCUCGAGCCCCACCACGAUCGUUCCACUUGUAUCUUUUCUUUCUUUCUUUCUUUUUGGGUCAUUCUCUGUCUGAUAACCUAUAUAUAUAUAUAUAUAUAUAUAUAUAUAUAUAUAUAUAU